UUGCUCGCUUUUGACGUCAUUUAUUUUGCGACGCGGGGAGGUGCAUUUCGAUUGGUUCGUCGUCAACAAAGCAGAUCCGUGGAAGUUUGCGUUCGUCUUCUGACUCGAGUGUGAUUUUCUGAAGCAAAGGAGAAAAGAAGAAGAGAAGAAACAAAGAAAGAUGAAGAUAAAGAGUCUCCAUAGAAAAGAGCCUCCCAUAGUCAUGCAGUGAGGUGUCUAAUGGCCUCCACGCCAGGGCUUUACAUGCGAGAAAGGAAUCUUGGAAGAGAAGAGGAGCCAUUCUUGGGCAGAGAAGAGUUUCUCAAACCAAGAGUUUCCCUCUGCCGACAAUAGCAUGGAUGAAACACUGGCACGCAUGAAAGAAGAGGAUUGUCAGUGGGACGCAUCGGAGGAAUUGUAUAUAAAGCUGGAAAAUGGUGAAGGAAGAGUUCCCGUUUCCAAAGAGGAGGAGUCUGAGAGGGAAAUUACUAGGAUAACAAGUCAGUAUUCAGAAAAUCUGUCCCUGAGUGUGGAUCAGCAAAAACGUGAAGCUGAAAUUCUUUUCAAGGAAGAAUUUUCUGAAGAGUCUCAAUCCAGUUGGCAGCCUGGGCUCACUGAAACGGGUCAAGUGUUUACUCCACAGAAGUCUGCGGAACUGAAAUCUGAGUUAUUGGAGUCUGAAGAAAACGGGAGUGAAGCAGAUCAGCAGCCGUCGCCAAGGAAUGUUGGAAUAAAUUCGCAGGAGAAUGGCAGCCACUCCCUGUCUACAUUUACUCAGACCUCUCCUCAGUGCAGACUACAAUACAAAGAGGACAAGGAAAAGCUGAAGAAAUCAACAAGAGAACCAGAAAAUGUGGCAGCAGCAGAAUCUUUACAAUGUCCUCCUGAUGUCAAACUAAGAUGGGUGGAAGCCAUCAAAACUCAGCAAGUGAAUAAACCUAUCAGAAUUCAAAAUACAGAGAAGCCUCCGUGUUGUUUAGAAUGUGGCAAACAGUUUUCUCGAAUAAGUCAUCUAGAGAGGCACUUACGAAUUCAUACAGGAGAGAAGCCAUUUGGCUGUCCUGAAUGUGGCAAACAAUUUUCACUAAAGCACAAUCUCCAAAGUCACAUAAGAAUCCACAGUGGAGGAAAACCUUAUUGCAGUUCUGAAUGUGGGAAACAAUUCUCGGAGAGUGCAAAUCUUAAUAUUCACAUAAUGAAUCCCACUGGAGAAAAACCCUUUUGCUGUCUUGAAUGUGGCAAAUGUUUCUCACAAGCAAGACAUCUUAAGAGCCACAAAAGAAUCCACACUGGAGAGAAACCUUAUUGCUGUUCUGAAUGUAGCAAACGAUUCUCUAACAGUAGCACUCUUCGACAGCAUAUACGAAUUCAUACUGGAGAGAAGCCCUUUGGCUGUUCUGAAUGUGGUAAACUAUUUUCACAAGUAAGCGCUCUUCAUAGGCAUAAAAAAAUCCACACUGGCGAGAAACCCCAUUGCUGUCCAGAAUGUGGCAAGCAGUUCUCAGUACUAAGCCAUCUUCAGAGGCACACAAGAACCCACACCGGAGAGAAACCUUAUUGCUGUUCUGAAUGUGGCAAACAAUUUUCUGACAGCAGCACUCUUCGGCAGCACAUGAAAAUUCAUACUGGAGAGAAGCCAUAUUGCUGCCCUGAAUGUGGUAAACAGUUUUCAUAUAUAAGCUAUUUUCACAUCCACAAAAGAAUCCACACUGGAGAAAAACCUUAUUGCUGUUCUGACUGUGGCAAGAAAUUUCUCAAAAAUAACAGUCUCCAAAAGCACAUAAUAACUCACACAGGAGAGAAACCCCAUUGCUGUCUUGAAUGUGGUAAACGAUUCUCACAAAUAAGCCAUCUUCAGAGCCACAAAAGAAUUCACACCGGAGAGAAACCGUAUUGCUGUUCUGAAUGUGGGAAACGAUUCUCUGACAGCAGCACUCUUAGACAGCACACACGAAUUCACACCGGAGAGAAGCCAUUUGGCUGUUCUGAAUGUGGUAAACAGUUCUCACAAGUGAGCCAUCUUCACAUCCACUCAAGAAUCCACACCGGAGAGAAACCCCAUUGUUGUCCAGAAUGCGGCAAGCAAUUUUCACUACUAAGACAUCUCCAGAGGCAUACAAGAAUCCACACUGGAGAGAGGCCUUAUUGCUGUUCUGAAUGUGGCAAACGAUUCACUGACAGUAGUGCACUUCGCCAGCACACACGAAUCCAUACCGGAGAGAAGCCAUAUUGCUGUUCUGAAUGUGGUAAACGAUUUUCGCAAGCAAGCAAUUUUCAAAUCCACAAAAGAAUCCACACAGGAGAAAAACCUUUUUGCUGUUCUGAAUGUGGCAUACGAUUUGUCAAAAAUAUUAGCCUCCAAAGACACAUUUUAAUUCACACUGGAGAGAAAGUGUGACGGUGCCUGUUGUGUUUGGAUCAACAGGAGUAUUGAACUUUCAGGUCCAUGUUGAAACUUUACCGAGUUAUGAUUUUAUAGACAGAUUGCUUAAGUAAGUAUUAUUAGCGACAAUGCUGGUGCCACACUAAGCCCUUGCUGUAAAUUUAAGAGAGUAAGACGCAAAGCAGUAACACUGAACUCUCCUCACUAAAGAGCGGGUUCACUCCUCUUUGAUAGUAAGAAAACAUGGAGAAAUGAACCUCAAUAGACUCUCUCGAAUGUGGUAAAUGAUGUGCAGGAAAAAGCAGAAUCCUUAAUGACAAACUGGUUUGGGACUUUACACAAUACCUAAAAUGAUAUGGUCCAGAAAGAUAUUCCAUUAUCUGUAUGCUGAUUGGGUUUUUGAAAUGCUUCCUAGUAAUUAUAUGUUAAUUAACCUAGCGUAAUAAAGGAAGUGCUCUGUUA
Messenger RNA from Polypterus senegalus (gray bichir), 2824 nucleotides. Its product is annotated as oocyte zinc finger protein XlCOF6-like. Bases 335 to 2377 code for a protein of 680 amino acids. Lineage: Eukaryota; Metazoa; Chordata; Cladistia; Polypteriformes; Polypteridae. The record is from RefSeq and is a predicted model, not a curated record. The transcript is spliced from 3 exons.